Molecule: messenger RNA, 1512 nt
Organism: Loa loa (African eye worm)
Lineage: Eukaryota; Metazoa; Nematoda; Chromadorea; Rhabditida; Onchocercidae
Exons: 9
Coding region: 1-1512 (503 amino acids)
Source: RefSeq, a predicted model, not a curated record
AUGCCACUAAAUAAUAGUUUGCUGAUAACACAUACAAUAAACGGAAAGAAACAAGAUGAUGAAAUGGAAAAGCAGAAAGCCAGGCUCAGUUGGGAUUUAUCAAUGGGCGAAUUAGAUCGCUUCUUUGAACAAGUUAGGCGUUUGAAUCCACGACAAAUUAUUCCAGACGAGAAUAUCGAAUUCAUCGAUGACGAUAUGCCGCAGCACACAUCAACUUUUACACAACCGUCUACAAGAAGUGUUCCAUAUGAGCGGAUUAUCCCUAUCAAACUGAUCGGUCAAAAAUCAACAAUUCUGAAAGCACCAGCAACUCUAAAAGAUUGGAAUUCAUCGGAAACACCUAUAAUUAAACGAUAUGUCUAUGAUCCGGGAACGAUGACACAUAGAGAAUACGUGAUGAAGUUACAAAAAGACGGAAAGCUAUCAGCUGGGGAAUAUGCCAAUAUUCAGAAUUUUGACACGAUGAUACAAGUACAUAAAGCGCAUGAGACACUGAUCAAUGAUGUUCCACUAGAAAAUCGAGGUAUAAAGAAAGGACAGUUGUCAUCAGAUGGAAAUGCAUUAGCAUAUGUGCACAUGAGGAGUACUCCACCACCGGAAUACAGCACUGAAGCGCUGGCUGUUCUCCAUCAACCUACAGAUGAUGACGAAGCGAGAAAAGCAAGAAUUGAAAAACGACUGUCAACAGUGAUCGACAUGGAAUCACAGCAAAGGGCGCAUUCUCAAUAUUCAAAAUCGGCAGUUCAACGGCAAAUUGCUAGACGUACAUCCAGUGGAUCGGAACAUUCCAAAAGUUGUGGUGUGUCACCGCAACAGCAACAGUCACCAAAACGGCAAAUCAGGCAAACGGAACAAAUAAUCCAGAGAUUGGAAGAUGGCAUUCUAAGCACAAGAAAUGUCACUGAAAACAGAGCUUGUCAACGAUUGAACGAUCAAGAGUAUAGAAAUUAUGUGAAAACACCGGAAAUGAAAAGAUCUAAAUCACCGAUUCUGCUACGAUUAUUGACGAGCAAGAAGAAACGAUGUCCUUCUACAAGUUCCGCACAGGAACAGGUAGACAAUAGCUUUGAGCAACCACGAGCGUUGGAAACUAAUUCUGGUCAAAGCUUACAGUCGCCAUUAAGAAGUUAUGGACGAUUGGUACAUGACGAUGAGAUAGAGGAGCAACCCCAGGAUGGAACCAUUCAUUUAUCCGAGGAAAGUCCAACAACAGCAACAGUUUCACGGCAAAAACUUCAUACAGAAAAAGCUGGGAUUGGAAUGAAGUCUGGUUACCGUGCUAAUGAACGUGAUGAAUUGCUUGAUGUUAAGCAACUGAGUCUCGAAGAAGGCCUUACACCACAUCCAUACAAAACUGACCCCUGCAUAGCAGUAGCAGUCGUAAAUCGUAGAAAGGAUUGUUGGGCUGAGCGUAAAAUGAAACUUUUGAAGUUACUCUGUUUCGUUUUUUGCCCAAUUAUUUGUGCUAUUGCCGCCGCUGUUGUACUUUUCAUGCUUCUAUUCGUUCUCUGA